AUGUUAGAUGCUCACUAUGCAGCUCAAACACGUCUUGGUGGAGGCGAUUUGAAGAUUGUUGUGUCGGAGAGUGGAUGGCCGUCGUAUGGUCAUCGGGUAGCAACACCGGAAAACGCAGCAACUUAUUAUCAGAAUUUGAUUGAACAUGUGAAAGAGGAUAAUGGGACACCGGCAAGGCCUGAAAACUCUAUAGAAACGUAUUUGUUUGCAAUGUUUAAUGAGAAUUUGAAAGAAGGAGAUGAGUCUGAGAGGCAUUUUGGGCUUUUCUUCCCCGAUCAAGGAUCCAAGUAUGAACUAAGCUUCUAA
Lactuca virosa is the source of this 306-nucleotide messenger RNA. The record is from the annotation of a GenBank genome assembly. NCBI's taxonomy places the organism in Eukaryota, Viridiplantae, Streptophyta, Magnoliopsida, Asterales, Asteraceae.